UGCCAGUCCAAGCCCGACCCGCUGUCACGACACGCGACUGAAACGCACGACAGACGCGACAAAUCGGCCGGCGACUUGUCGAGUGAAGUGUUUAACCAUGCAAGUGUUUACGCCUUUGAUCCUCGUGUGGUUGGUAGCCGGGGUCCGUGCCGUCAUAAGGACCCCUUUAGAAGCUUUCAGACCUUCGGGAGAAAUACAUAUAAGAAGGCCGGAUAAGCUGGCUUUUCUUCUACAUAGGCGAACCACGCUGCCUCCCAAGAGUGGACUCAAGAUUUUGUAUCAGACUGGGACGUCAGAGGAAGAUCUCCCUGAUUGCAGAGCGCGACAGGUGUGCAGCAAAGUUGAUUUGUACGAUGCUUCUCAGCCCUGGAUAGAGAGAAAAUGCCGUUGUUUAGGACACAGGCCGUGUUCUAGUGAUCUAUCUGCUGACGAUGAUCACACUUUGUCAGACAAGACAACGUUGUACAAGACUUGCGAACCAGUGAAGAGGUUACCCAAAUGUCGCUACUUUAAGGACGCCGCUUGGACCAUCUUUUCAUUUCCUGACAGUAACGCUACCCAGCAAAUUGUUAACUGUCAUUGCCCUAAGAAUUCUGUUACUUAUCUGUUGAAGAAGCUACCAUACACGACACCUAGUGGAGAACAGGGGAAUCAGUACCAGUUCGCGUGUUCACCACAAAGCAGACUACGAUGUUCGAGAAAGGAGCCUUGCAAGCUGUUUAGUGCGCGGCGGCGACACGAGCAAAUCGACGAAGUUAACGCCAAUACGAUAUGCCAGUGCCCGAGGGAUCACACGUGUCCAAGACACCAUACGGAAACCGGUGUACUUCCAGGAGUCACGUACGCGGCUGAAGACAUCCGCACAUACCACGGUUAUUGCUUACCAGAACCUCCGCCAGAUGUUUAUCGGUUUGUAGGAGACAAGGAUUGA
Galleria mellonella (greater wax moth) is the source of this 931-nucleotide messenger RNA. RefSeq names its product protein giant-lens (gene aos). The record is from RefSeq and is a predicted model, not a curated record. The transcript is spliced from 4 exons. Bases 98 to 931 code for a protein of 277 amino acids. Lineage: Eukaryota; Metazoa; Arthropoda; Insecta; Lepidoptera; Pyralidae.